GCUUGCAAAGAUUUUUUUUUUCACAAAGUAAGCGCGCAAAAGAUAAAAUUUCUUCGUACUCAGGAAAUUCUUGGCCUCAGUUCAGCGAAACAAUUCCAAGAGGGAGGCCGCAACACCACGUGAUCAUUUGGAAAAACUAAAAGAAAUUGGAAAUUAGCCCCGAAAAUGUUCAAUAUGCCGAAGAUGUCGAAGGAUGAGCCAGAAGAAAUUUCUGGCAAAAUUCUCUCUGCCCUCGUGAAAAUCAAAGCGCCCGAUGAGGUUUAUUUCAAGCUCAAGGAGUUGUGUGAGAAGGGACGGCCAAAUAGUGAGAAAAUAGACUGUGUCUAUAAGUUGAUGGAUAAGCUGGGUGUCCUUCCGGACAAUAUAAGACAUCAUGAUAAGAAAAGCGACAUGAAAGCCAUGAUAAUUCGCCAAGAAGGAAAUAAAUUCUUCAAAAACGCCAAAUACGUUGAGGCUGUUGUUGCGUACAACCGAAGCGCCUGCUAUGCUGUGUCCAAUGAGUAUAUCAGCAUUGCCAUUGGUAAUCGUUCAGCUGCUUUCUUUGAGAUGAAAAUGUACCAGGAGUGCAUUGAGAGUAUCCGCUUGGCACGGGAGUUCGGCUAUCCGGAGCGCUUGAAGGGGAAACUGAUUGUUAGGGAAGCAAGUUGUAAUGAAGAACUAAGGAAGAGGCCCAAGAUAAGGGAAAUUUUUGUUCCUGAAAUUAUGGUGCCUGUGAAGGAGGAGAUCCCCUUCGUGGCCAGAUCCCUUGUAUUGCGUGAAAAUAUGGGUUUCGGCAGACACGUGGUGACUGAGGAAGACAUCCCCGCUGGGACAUUUAUUGCCAUUGAGGAACCUUACUGCAAGACCCUCAUUGAUAAGGAUAGAUACAAGAGAUGCGCCACAUGCUUUGAGCUAGUCCCCGACAUUCUAAUUCCUUGCGAGAAGUGUCCUCACACAAUGUUCUGCUCCCAAAGUUGCAAGGAUAGGGCUUUUGAGGAGUUUCAUGCCGUUGAAUGCCCAAUUAGUGGAACUCUGUUCAGAGUCUUCACCCAUGUGCAUCUGCUCGUCUUCCGUACGGUCAUUCGUGCUUUCUUGGCAUUCUCAGACGUUGAAACAAUGGCCCAGAGACUCGUGGAAAUUGAAAAGGAGCAGAAAAAUUUCUUCAGCUUCGACUGGACUAAGGAUCUCACACCGGAAGAGCGCUACACACCUAUCCACAACAUGAUCACAAAUGGGAGUGAGAGAGCUGACUUUGAGAUGUUCAUAUUGUGCUUCCAUGCGUCGUUGAUGUUUUACCUCUUGAAAGAAUACUGCACAGUGUUCAGCCAGCGCUUCCUGACCACCCGCAAAGGGGAAGAUCUUCUGAAGAAUCUUCUUUACCACCAUCUUCGCAUUUCAUCCAAUGCAUACUAUCAGUAUACUGUUGAGAACUUCGUCAACAGAGAAAGUGGCUCUGUAUACUUUUACCAUGAAUAUGCAAUGGCAUAUGGAGGAUUUUACAGUCUCCUCAAUCACUCAUGCUGCCCCAAUGUUCUUCGUGUGUCAAUCAGAAGUGCAACUGGGAUAAUCACCGUCAAAAACAUCAAAGCUGGAGAACAAAUCUUCACCUGCUACGAGCCUUGCCACCACGCAGUGGAAGAUGAUAUAUCAGCCCGACGGAUUAAGCUUCUGGAAAAAUAUAAUUUCAUCUGCAGAUGUCCUCUUUGCGCCCAUCCGCAAAACUUUGCUAAGCUUCCAAUAGGAAUUGGGCACCUUGAGGUACCUGUGCAACCAGAUAAAUGCACAUUUGCAAACGCAAAGGAGGGAUUCAACAGCGCAGUUGCAUACCUUCGAUUGUGUAGUGAGUUCUUCGGAGGAUAUCAUCCAGUUUGUGAUGCAGAAGAAAAAUUCAGAGUAUGCCUCAACAUCCUCUGUCAGAAUGUUACUCUGGAAAUCCAACAGAAAAACGCCCUGGACUUCUUUUAAAGAUCAGUUGAUGACUUUUAUUUUCCUAUAAAUCAUUCAAUUUAUCCUUUUUUUUUCCUUACAAACUUUAUGAAUUUUUUUGAGAUUGAAAAAAAUCUACUGAAUUUAUUGAAUUAUAACGAACUUUCAGCAAUUUUGUAGCAUUAAUCAAGAUAUGAAUAAAAUAUCUUCUGUAUGAUUUCUCUGUUGAGUGUGUUGAAUAUGAAAUAAAGCUUAACUUGCAAAAUUUAUCAA
Lutzomyia longipalpis is the source of this 2178-nucleotide messenger RNA. Its product is annotated as SET and MYND domain-containing protein 4-like. Bases 166 to 1944 code for a protein of 592 amino acids. The transcript is spliced from 2 exons. Lineage: Eukaryota; Metazoa; Arthropoda; Insecta; Diptera; Psychodidae. Gene Ontology annotation, molecular function: protein binding. The record is from RefSeq and is a predicted model, not a curated record.